Messenger RNA from Phoenix dactylifera (date palm), 1693 nucleotides. Its product is annotated as amino acid permease 4-like. NCBI's taxonomy places the organism in Eukaryota, Viridiplantae, Streptophyta, Magnoliopsida, Arecales, Arecaceae. The record is from RefSeq and is a predicted model, not a curated record.
CUCCCUGCCUGUGAAUAGUCAACAAAUGACGGCCGCGCCUGCCGCUGCCUUGCAGGAUAAGAGAGGGUGGAGAUGGCUUUUUAUUAGAUGUCAUCUUCCCCUCAACUCUCUCAUUCUCAAGUGCACACAAAGAUGGAGAUGCAGCAGGGUGGAGAUGAUGACCGCAUUAGAACAGGGGAUGUGUGGACAGCUACAGCACAUGUAAUUACAGCACUUGUGGGAUCUGGUGUACUGACACUGCCAUGGAGUCUUGCUCAACUAGGCUGGGUAUUGGGUCCCUUUGUUCUAGUUUUCUUUGCAUUCGUUACCUAUUACACUGCCAUUCUCCUAGCAGACUGUUACCGAUCUCCUGACCCAAUCAGUGGAAGACGAAACUACACAUAUAUGAAUGUGAUAAAAGCAUUUCGAGGUGAGAAAGAUGUAUUAAUAUGCGGAAUCACCCAGUAUGCUAUACUAUGGGGAACUAUGGUGGGAUAUACAAUCACUGGUGCUAUGAGUAUGAUGGCCAUUAAGCGAUCAGGUUGCUUCCAUGAGAAGGGUCACGAUGCUAAAUGCGAAGUUUCUGGAACCUUAUAUGCUGUAAUCUUUGGUAUAAUGGAAAUUGUAUUAUCUCAACUCCCAAAUUUAGAGAAGAUUUCGUUUGUUUCAUACAUUGCAGCAGCAAUGUCGGUUGCAUACUCCUUUACUGGGUUAUGCUUGUGCUCGUUGGAGUUUUCUUCCCACCCUGAGAUCAGAGGAACUUUAUUUGGAGUUGAGAUAGGGAGUGGACAUAUCACAUUAUCUACAAAGAUUUGGCGUUCUUUUCAAGCACUUGGCAACAUUGCUUUUGCAUACACUUUUGCCAUGCUUCUAAUAGAGAUCGAGGAUACUCUGAGAGCACCACCACCUGAAAACAAAACGAUCAAUAAAGCAAGUGCAUAUGGCAUUGGAGCAACUACAUUGUUCUACAUCUCCCUCGGUUGUGUGGGAUAUGCAGCCUUUGGAAAUGAUGCACCUGGGAACAUUCUUACCGGAUUUUAUGAACCAUUCUGGCUUAUCGACAUUGCAAAUGUUGCUGUCCUCAUCCAUCUUGUUGGAGCAUAUCAGAUAUUUGCACAACCAUUCUUCGCCUUCUAUGAGCAGUGGCUAGCUACAAGAUGGCCCAAUGUAGGCUUCUUUCACAGGGAUUACACAAUAGGAGUGCCUUUUACCAAAUCAGUAACUCUAAAAUUCACACUCUGCAAACUUCUCCUGCGAACACUCAUGGUAGUUUUUACAACAGUGGUAGCAAUGCUGGUGCCAUUCUUUAAUGCAGUUGUAAGCUUGCUUGGUUCUCUGGGAUUCUGGCCAUUGACGGUAUAUUAUCCUGUGUCAAUGUAUAUAAGCCAAGCGAAAAUCAAGAGGGGACAGCUAAAGUGGGUAAUGUUGCAGAUCAUAAGCAUACUCAGUCUGCUUGUUACCGUAGUUGCCAUCAUUGGAUCAAUCGCAGACAUCAUUCAGCAUCUCAAUCAUGUCGAACUCUUCAAAAUUGAACUAUAAUUCAAUAGACUGCUUACCCACGACAAUCUAUCACAUGGUUGUGAAGUGGAGUUAAAGUCGUGUCAUUUAGUUGGUCAUUGCUAAAGCUAAGCUGUUGCUUUACUGCUGUUUAUGGUUCAAACAUUCGAUAAGUUCCUAUGAAGUUGCCCUUAUUUAAAGUUCAUAUUAUUCAUCU